AUGGCAGCAGGGCUGAGCUCGGAGGAAUUUGACCGCCUGCAGCAGGAGCUCUUGUUCCUGAAGAUUAAGACCGAGGAGCUUCGAGAGGAGAACGCAAGAGCGCUUCGACACUUCCAAGCACAAUCUGCGCAGACUGGCGUAGAUGCUCUCCGAAAGGCCGGAGCAGGCGCCGUUUCUGCUAUAGGCCAGCGCGCGGCAUCGUUGAAGUCCAGCUUGUCAGAUGGAGCAUCUUUCCAGGCUUUCCAGGCAGCCAAAGACAGCAUUCUUCAUCCUGAGGCUGAUGCUGCAACCACGGAGGCCCGUGAGGAGGUACAUUCAUUGCAGGAACGUUUGAAGGCUGCAAUGGAGGAGUUGGCCUCUGCAAGGAACGACGCCAUGACGGCACAAAGAGCCGCCACCGCCUGCGCGGAGGACCCUGAAGACAGCGGUUCCAAACCCCAACGCGGUGCGAGGCAAGCAGAGGAUGGCAUGACAGUGCUGUUGUUCAAAGUACAGCAGCAGCAGAAGGAGCUAGAGCGGGUUCGCGAAGCAGUGGACCAGCAACAGGCGCAGAUUGGCCGUCUGACAGAGAAGGCAGCCGCGGACAAGAGGCCAAAGGGUUCGCCAAGGUUGUCCGACUUGGAGGAGCAGCUCCGCGCCUCGGAGGGCAAGCUUGACGACUUGGGUCGCCGGCUGCAGUCCUCGCAGGGAAGCUCCCGUUUGACUUACGAGCUUCAAUGCCACUUGGAGUCUGUGCUCAGUCAAGUCAGGAAGCGCGAUGCUGCCAUCGAGUCGCUCCUCGUGAGGCAGGAAAGAAUGGAGAACCGGAGUGUACUGCAACGCGAGCGGUUGGCGUUUGCCCAGGAGGACAUCAUGUCCAAGGUGAUGGAGUAUCACCUCGAAGAGCUUCCGCAAGUGCUUGAUGCUACAAGCCCUAAUUUUUCCCCAGAUCUUCGACAAGAUGUCUCCGAAGAGCAGCUUGACGAAGAUGCCGGCAACUGUGCCAGCAGCCAUUUUCAGCAGGACGCAGGUGUGCAAGUGUCCAACGAAGACACGGCAGACUUGCAGUGGGAGGUCUCGGGGCUCGCUGCAAGCCCAAGUUGGUCCUCGCGAGCCGAAGGCGACGGGGGCUUGGUCGCUCUGAAAGAGGAGCUGCAGGAGCUACGGGCUGCGGCGGAGGAGGCGCAGCGCCGCAAGGCCGAACAGGCAGAAUCACUGCGUGCUCAAAUACGGCAGCGGCAGCAACAAAUGGCACUGAAAGAAACUGCACACACUGAGGCCACGGCAGCAACCCAAGCAACGGCAAUCGAGGCCGUUGAAUCCUCUGGAUGGCUGUACGUGCAAAAGAUUGAGGAGCUGGAGCAGCAGAAUGAUGGCCUGGAGCAAGACCUCGACCUGCUCGCAUCUAGCAAGCAGUGCCUUCUCGACGACAGCAAAGAGAAAGAGGAGCUAAUCUCUUUCCUGAUGCGCACCGUGCGCUCUGAUGGGAGCGAGUUGGAGAACCCUGGAAGCCUGAAAAAGCCAGGAGCUGGUGCCAAGUUCUUUGGACUUCUGCGGGGCGCGGGAAGGAGUCAGCGAACACAGCUUGAGGAGCUGCAAAAAGUGGCCGAAGAAGCGAUGAUGGAUAACCUCCGGCUGCGAAAGGAUCUGCGGAUAUUGGCGGAGGAGUUCCGGAAGUACAUGCAAGCAGAUCACUGUCCAACGAAUGUUUCGGCCUCCUCCUCCGAGAGCUUGGGGAGAGAGCUCGAGCGUCAAAAGACAGACGAUCUGCACACACGGCAGCUUCGGAACAAUGAACGUUAUCCCUGCCUAUGUGUGACUUCCCACUCCGAUGUAGAUCAGCUUGGCACACAGGCUCAGCCGCCCUGCAAGAAGAUGGAGACUUCGCUUAGGUCCACAAUCACAGCCGGCUCGGAGGUGAGGCUCAUAAGCAGCCUCUCCAAGGCCAUGCGCCUUUGUUUGGGCCAGGGUGGCUGGGUGCCCCAAAUGGAAGCCACGCUGGGCAAGGUUGGCGUCGUGGUGGAGGUGCUUCCUUCGGGAAAUCUGCGCAUCCAGUGUGGCGGCUCCCUGCGACCAUACAUCUAUCCACCGGCACUGAUUGCUGAGCAUCUCAAUGCACAAACCGGCCCACCACUCUUUGUGCUGGAUCUUCACCCACACAGCCUGGUGCGGCUAGAUCAUGGUGGCCACUGUGCCGUGUGCAAACGCCCCUUUGAAGGGAUCACAGAGGCCGAGAAAGAAAGCAACGCGACAGCGGACGAGGCUGCCGAAGAUGCAGCACCCCAGGAUCAUGCAGCCAUGGCAGCCUUCCUUUCAGGGCCAGCAGCCAGAGGCGAUAAAAUUUGCGGCUUUGGCUGUGAAGCUGCUGAAUUCUUCAUGUGUGAGCUGUGCUGUCGGCCGUACCAGUUGGAACCACUGCGGCAGCACCAGGACCUGGAUGCAAGUGGCCAGGCUCUGGCAGUGGCCGAAGCGUCUUUGCGCCUGGGGGCUCAGUGCAAACUGCAACAUGGCCCUGGCAAGUGGCUAAACGCAGUGGUUGUGGAGACCCUGCCGAACUCGAAGGUUCGCGUGCACGUUCCGAUGGAAGAAGUUCCUGACCAAGAGCUGGAAGUGACCUCCCCGAAGCUUAAGCCGACCAGAACGGAGGCCCUCGAGUUGUGCAGGCCCGCAUGCUACCCCGAAGGAUUACACCGAGUGUGCUUUCCGCAUGGAUUGCGGGGGACGCUGUUUGGCGAGCCUGUACACUGCUCCUCAGAUGACUGCAUGCCUGGAGGAUGCAGGGGAGGCAAGUCGCAGGAGUCGAGCCGCGUGGUGGCGUACUUCUGUCCCCGUACUGCCUUCCUGCUCUGCGAGACAUGCAUACAGGCACCCGAUCUUGGUCAAGUCACUGCCGAAACGUGCCAACAGGACAUUCAAAAGCUCAAGGAUCCGGAGUCCUGCGCGGUUGCUGCGAAGCGCAUACUUGGACUUUGCAACCGGUCGCAGCAGGCUAGAAUACUGUUCUUGGAUGCUGGACUUUGCAGUGCCGUCGCCACGGCUGUUCAUGCGGCUCGUGGCAGCUUCGACCUGGUGCAGUUCUCCUCCCUUCCGGGAUCUCCGGGAGUCCAGGAGUCGUCCUCUGGCGGGCAAGCUCUAUUACAACUCCUCACACGACUCGCUCAAUGGCUCUAUCUGGCAGCUCCCUUGAAGAGGGGCAAGCUGGGGCGCUUGUUGGUCAACGUGCCCGUCGAGUCGCGCAGCCAGCUGGACGAGGACAACUCUGAUGCCUACUCCAGUGCUGCGCACUUGUACGAGUUCCUGACCGGGCGCAGCAGAAAGCCGGAGCCAAGCGAAGAGGAGGAGGAAGACGAUGAUUGGCGCGAAGCUGACUUGGUGGAAGACGAGCAGGAGGAGGUGCAGGUGAAGAUGCUCCACGGAGGCAUUCGCCUUUCUGUGCCCAAGGUGAUAGAGAUCAUGAUAUCGAUGAUAUCUGGUUAUCUUCUUAGUCGCGGGCCCGCGGGCGGGAAUAGAGUGUCGGCCAUGAUACUUCCGCCAGCCGCGGCCCGUGGGCCGGCACCACCUGGGGUGUUUUUGGAGAAGAAAGACGAGUUUGACGAGCGGCUUUUGGCAGCUGCCGACUUUGAGCCUGGCAGUUUGGUUCUCCGCGAGGAGUUCCUGCUGCGGGGGCCCGCAGAGCUUCCACCGCUGGGCAUGUUCCGGCCAGUCCCGGCCGAAGUUGGGACGGUGGAGAUCCAAGGGGAGCCCGGUUUUCCACGUGCUGUGAUUUUUGAUAACGAGCACAUGAAGCUCCUCUUCGAGUUCUUAAACUCAGAAAUCGAGGUCCAGCAAGAAGUGCUGGCAAUGCAAGACUCGAUGCACCCAUCUUCUGAAACGAUGCAGUCAACGAACAAAGUUGCAGAAUGGCUGAUCAGCCAGGAUCUUCCAUGGCUGGAGGAUUUGGAUACUUCCUCACUGUCUCGGCUGUUGAGACUUUUCUGCGUCAACAGCCACCCUUGCAAAGCCGCAGGGAGUACGAGUGGCUUGCUGAAGUGGGGAACGAUGAUCAAUCACUCUUGUAUUCCGAAUGUGGUUUACUCCUCGGUGGAAUCAGACGGGGUUUUUGAGGGCCACUUUCGUGCAUGUCGUCCCAUAAAAGCAGGUGACGUUUUGGGCGUCUCUUACAUGAAGCUCCAGGUGACCUUGGCCCCCUUGGUGCUGCGCAGACGCAUGCUCUGGUAUUUGAAGGGAUUCGUGUGCGAGUGCGACCGCUGUCGAUACGAGGCCACGAACGGAGAUCCAAGAAGCUGUGGUCGGGACCCUUCGGCCUCAGAAGUGGAGCUCGAAAAGGAGCUGUCGCAUGCCGUGUUGGGUGCGCUCUGUGCGCGCUGGUCCGGGUUUGCUCCGGCGAGAGCGGCUUUGGAGGAUCUGCAUACGCAGGUGGCGAAGCUUCACACCGCCUCUUUCGCCGUGCAGGGCCUUCGGCUCCUCUUCCUGGCGCUCCAAGCAGAUGAGAUCUUGUCGGGCAAGGGUGAACAUGACGAGCAGGAAUGGUUGUGUGCUCUACGUGAGGUGAGUGGCUGGCAAGAGUCCAUUCGACCUGGGCAGAGUGGAGACUUGCUCCUAAUGCUGUCCUUCAAGAGCCUGGCACCUACCCUUCGGAGGCUCCGAGAGCUCGAGGGAGAUGCAGAAGAAACCGACUUGGCUUUGAACCGUUCUGCCUCCGUCGUGCUCGCCAUGGACGACGCUUGGGACGCCGGUUGA
This is a messenger RNA of Symbiodinium sp. CCMP2456, 4719 nucleotides long. NCBI's taxonomy places the organism in Eukaryota, Dinophyceae, Suessiales, Symbiodiniaceae. The record is from the annotation of a GenBank genome assembly.